CGCUGAACAGAUCACAGUCAACCGCGACCGACCACAGAAGCCACUGACGACAACAACACCGUCACUACACUACACGUUUAAGAAUUUCCAUCCACACAACAUGUCCAGAACACUGAUCGUUUUCGCGGCUUUUGCCGUGGCCACCGCCUUGGCUGUCUACAAGGAGCCCGGAUACCCUUCGACUGCACCUUCCUACUUAUCGCAUUCAGCACUUUCUUACUCAUCGCAUUCAGCACCUUCCUAUGCAUCGCACUCAGCACCUUCCUAUUCAUCGCACUCAGCACCUUCCUACUCAUCGCACUCAGCACCUUCUUACUCAUCGCAUUCAGCACCCACAUACUCACCCUACUCGGCCCCGGCAUAUCACGCCGCUCCGGCUUACGCAUCGUAUCCAGCGCCCACUUACCCCGUGGCCCCGGCAUAUCCGGCUGCUCCAGCCUACCCAGCCGCUCCGACCUACCCGGCUGCUCCAGCCUACCCGGCAGCUCCAGCCUACCCAGCAGCUCCAGCUUACCCGGUAGCUCCAGCCUACCCGGCAGCUCCAGCCUACCCGGCAGCUCCAGCAUACCCGGCAGCUCCAGCAUACCCGGCUUACCCGUCAUAUCCUACCGCACCAGCUCACCAAGCCUACCAAGCAGCGCCGGCUUACCACGCCGCGUCCGCUUACAGCAGCAAACCGGCAGCGUACCACUCCGCUUCAGCUUACAACAAACCGGCUCAGUACUCGGCUCCCAAUCCGUACGCCGCCGCCGCCGCCGCCUACACAUCGUCCCCGUCCCCGUACAACUUCCAAUACAGCGUUAACGACGCGCACACCGGCGAUGCCAAGAGCCAGAGCGAGUACGCUGACGCCAGCGAAUACGUGAAGAGCACCUACAACUUUGCGGACGCGGAAGGAAGCAAGCGCACCGUGGACUACACCGCCGACGACCACAGUGGUUUCAACGCGGAAGUCAAGAAGGACGGCGGAUACGUUUCGUCUACAUACAAGCCCGACUACUGAUGGCCGUCGAAAGUCGCUCAAGUCCCGUUCGACUAACGAUAUUGUAAUACUAUAAUAUUGUAGCGCCGCCGUCACGCGCGUCGCAUAAUUUCGUCACCAUAUACCGCAUUUCUAGUGCGGUUAUCGUCGGCCGUCACCGUAGUCGCGGUUCAAAUACCGCGGCGCACAGUUGUGAUGGUUCGCACAUUAUAUUAUUACAACGCGAUACGUUGUCGUCCUCUUACUACCUAUUGAUGUUGUACCGUUGUAAUGAUAUGUUUUUGUAAAUAAACUCCGUAUACGUUUAGUAACUAAUAAAUUCGUUGUUAUAUUAUCAUAUA
Molecule: messenger RNA, 1323 nt
Organism: Melanaphis sacchari
Lineage: Eukaryota; Metazoa; Arthropoda; Insecta; Hemiptera; Aphididae
Product: DNA-directed RNA polymerase II subunit 1-like
Exons: 2
Coding region: 101-1003 (300 amino acids)
Cellular component (GO): extracellular matrix
Source: RefSeq, a predicted model, not a curated record